AUGAAAAAAUUAGUACCUUUGGCUUUAUUUACUAGCUACAAUAAAGGGUUUAUCAAAAAUGUGAAACUAUAAAUUCUUAAUGGAGCUUAAGACGAUUAUUAAUGCUUUUAGGUUGAAAAGGGUCAUUACUUGAAUUAAUUUUUAAACAAUAUUGAAUAGUUUACCGCAAACGUUAUAGAGACACUUAAAGAUUGUAAAUCUAAAUAGAUGAAGGCUAUUUGGAUUCAAUUGGAUUAAACUUAAUUAGCUCUAGCUGAGAAAUUGAUUGAAUAAGGUUUUUAAAUGCAUCAUUGCACAGAAAAUUAUCUAUUAUUUUCACAAUGGAUUAUUGAAAAUGAAAAAAGCAGAUUACCAAAUUAUACCACUCAUUCAAUUGGUGCUGGAGGUCUAAUUGUCAAUAACAAUUAAAUAUUAUUAGUGCAAGAGAAGAAUGGAAAAAAAGAAGGUUUGUGGGGUAUUCCAGGAGGAUUGGUUGAUGAUGGAGAACUAGUUGCAGAAGCAGCUACGAGGGAAGUAAAGGAAGAAACAGGUUUGGAGGUUGAACCAUAUGAUUGUUUUUUCUUUAGAGAUUUGCCAAUUGCUAAUGACUAUCAAGGUGAUAUCUAUUUUGUAAUCUUCAUGAGAUUGAAGAAUUAAUAAUAAAAUGUGUAGAUUUAGGAAUAAGAAAUAAAAAAUUAUAAAUGGGUUGAAAUUAAUAAACUCUAAGAAUUUUUAUUACAGAACAAAUUCGGAAUUACUUAAUAAAAAUUAAUGGAAUCUAUCAUCCAGUAUUCGAAUUCUAAUAGAUUUGGUACACAACUUUUUACUAUGGAUAUGAAACCGAGAGUAAUGUAUGGGAAGGAGAAAAAAUAUUGUUUAUUUAAGCCUAAUUUAUGA
Molecule: messenger RNA, 876 nt
Organism: Paramecium tetraurelia
Lineage: Eukaryota; Ciliophora; Oligohymenophorea; Peniculida; Parameciidae
Exons: 2
Molecular function (GO): NAD binding; NADH pyrophosphatase activity; ADP-ribose diphosphatase activity
Source: RefSeq, a predicted model, not a curated record